AUGGAAUCACCAAGGACCAAGAAAGAAGUUCAAAAGUUGACAGGCAGGGUAGCCGCCUUAAGCAGGUUCAUGUUUCGAGCAGCAGACAGGUGCUUCCCCUUCUUCAAAGCCCUGAGGGCCAUGUCUCAGAAUGCAGUGAGUGGUGUUUUGGUGAAAGAGGUUAACAGGGCCCAGCAACUCAUUUAUUACAAACCAGACGUCUCAGAAAGAUUACUCAAGUGGGCAAUUGAACUCGAAGAAUUUGACAUAGAGUUCAAGCCCCAUCUAUCUAUGAAAGCUCAGGCCUUAGCUGAUUUCAUUGCAAAACUCACCCCAAGGCCUCGGGGGCCAGACGGUAGCUCUAGCUCUUUUACAGGCAUGUGGCAAAUUUUUGUAGAUAGAGCAUCAAACUCUUCGGGCUCUGGUGCAGGGAUCAUAAUCAUAAGCCCAAACAUGCUCAAAGACAUUCAGUGUGUACUCAGGUUCGAAUUUGAGGCAACCCUGCCUAGAAAGUUCAAGAGUUGUGAAAUUGUGAAAAUUACUCGGGCUGAGAAUUGUAAAGUCGAUGCCUUGUCAAGAUUGGUGUUCAUGGGGAUAGAUAGGCUGGACAGGACAGUCCAUGUUAGAAUUGUAACCGAGCCAAGCAUCAAUCAGAUCGUAGGCAUCAUGGAUAUUGAUAAUGAGUUAUCAUGGAUGGAUCCAAUAGUGGACUUCAUAAAACAUGGCAAUCUUCCAGAAGAUCCUCGAGCAGCCCUAGAAGAAGUUUAUGAAGGAAUAUGUGGGAACCAUCAAGGAGCUCGGACAUUAGCCUUCAAGCUCAUAAGGUAUGGAUAUUAUUGGCCUACCAUGAAGAAAGCGCCCAGGAAUAUGUCAAGAAGUGUGACAAGUGCCAGAGAUUCGACAAUAUCAUCCAAUCUCCCACUGAGGACCUCACUAGCAUUAGUUGCACGACCCCGUUUGAGCAGUGAGGAAUUGAAGUUUGUGGCUGUGGUUGUAGAGUAUUUCACUAAUUGGGUGGAGGCCGAGCCUUUAGCAACGAUUUCAGAGCCUAAGUUGAGAACUUUCAUUUGGAGGUCCAUCAUAUGCAGGUUUGGGAUACCGAAAGUCCUCAUAACUGAUAAUGGCAGGCAGUUUGAUAAUGCACAAUUUAAAAACUUCUGUUCCAACCUAAGGGUUGAUCACCGUUUGACAUCGGUUUCCCAUCCUCAAAGUAAUGGUCUUGCCGAAGUGACCAAUCGGAUUAUAUUGCAAGACUUCCGUACAAGGAUUGGAGAUAUAAAAACAGCAAAGUAUUUCAAUAAAAAAGUGAGGACGCUGAGAUUCAGAGCCGGUGACCUUGUGUUAAGAAGGGUCGAAGCAGCAGGUCAUGCCCCAGGCAAGCUAGGACCAGUUUGGGAAGGGUCCUAUGAAGUUAUACAACAGCUUCAAGGAGGUGCAUACAAUUUAAGGGAUACAUCAGUAAGACCACUUCCAAGACCAUGGAAUGCCGAGAAUUUAAAAAUAUAUUACAAGUAA
Messenger RNA from Olea europaea var. sylvestris, 1494 nucleotides. RefSeq lists its product as uncharacterized. The record is from RefSeq and is a predicted model, not a curated record. NCBI's taxonomy places the organism in Eukaryota, Viridiplantae, Streptophyta, Magnoliopsida, Lamiales, Oleaceae. The transcript is spliced from 6 exons. The coding region runs from base 1 to 1494 and encodes 497 amino acids. Gene Ontology annotation, biological process: DNA integration. Gene Ontology annotation, molecular function: nucleic acid binding.